Striga asiatica is the source of this 2019-nucleotide messenger RNA. NCBI's taxonomy places the organism in Eukaryota, Viridiplantae, Streptophyta, Magnoliopsida, Lamiales, Orobanchaceae. The record is from the annotation of a GenBank genome assembly.
AUGUCGUUAGGAAGCCAGCAGUUAUCAUACUCUGGAAGAUCAACAGAAACCGAUCACUUCGAUUGGGAUGCUGAAGAAGGAAACAACAUCGAUCUGGACGAUGGGAACUCUUUGACGUGCAGCGCGUGCCUUUUGCCUAUCUUCUUGACUCCCUUCAAUCGAGAUCACAACAAGAAGUUCCCCCCAAAAUUUAUUGGACACAUACUUCACCCAAAAGGGGUCCUCAUCUUGCACCGCCAACACCCAUCCACACCCCUCGAUGAUCGACUUUCAUGCACAAGUUGCGGGUCGAUGUGCGGGACUAUGUUCUAUAAAUGUCCCGAUGAUUCAAACUGUAACUUCACGCUCGACCUCAACUGUGCCUGGCCGAUAAUGCACGAUGAAUGCUCGGGCGAGUUCCCCCAAAAAUUGAAGGGACACGUGCUUCACCCAAAAGGGGACCUCAUCUUGCACCACCAACACCCAUCCACACCCCUCGAUGCUCGACUUUCAUGUGCAAGAUGCGGGUCGACGUGCGGGACUAUUUUCUAUAAAUGUCCCGAUGAUGAUUCAAACUGCAACUUCACGCUCGACCUCAAGUGUGCCUGGCCGAUAAGGGUCCUACACAGGAGCCACAGGCACAGGCUGACGGUCAAAAGGAGGAGGGGUUGCUCCUUCACUUGCUAUGCAUGUGGGUGUGUGCACGAACGUCCCACGAGGGAUGAGUGGGUUUUGUGCUACGAGUGUGCCGACUGUGAUUUCCAAAUCCAUCAAGCCUGUGCGAUUUUGCCCAAUGCCAUUGUGAGUACUAUGAACGUGAACGUGAGAGCUAUGAAUGUGGGUACUAUGAAUGUCACGAUUGUUGGUUUGAUGCUCAUAUCAACUGUGCUAUUAAACCAUUUCAACACAAUGUUGAUUCGGAAUGCACAAGUUCCCAACUUGCUUCAUCUUCCAAUGGAAAAUGAAUACUCGAGUGUGAUGGCAAGUAUAAUGAAGACCAGUUAUACAAAUGAUGGUGGCGGUGCUAGCAUCUGUGAUGGCGAUGAUAAUACUACUAAUAUUGAUGAUAGCAAAUCAUCAUUAUUUGAAAAGAGCAGCCUGCACAAGCAUGGUCUGAUUCUUCUUGAUGCAGAUGGUAUCGUUCGUGUUUGCAAUGCGUGCAUUCAAAUUAUACCUCCGUUCGGUCCAUAUUACACUUGCAUUUACAAUUAUAAUGGUGAUCACAACAACAACAACAAGAAUAGCGAAGUUAGUUGUACAGAUUUCGUUCUCCAUAGCUCUUGUGUACGUCUUCCUACCACUUCAUAUAAAUCCACCAAACAACAGUUGUGCCUAUCACUGAAACUAAACACAUCUCCAAUUAAUAUAUUCGAGUGCAACGUUUGCUUUCGUCCAAGCAAUGGACCAGCCUAUUAUAAUAAUAACCGCCCGUUGUCGGAUGUUGUGUGUGCCAAUAUGCCCAAUUCAAUCACGCAUGACGCACACGCAAGGACACACAUUCUUUUCAUUUCACACUUACGUGACCCACACAAAAAAUGUAACUGUUGUGGAAAGGGACUGAGUAUUGGGUUGUACUACAAAUGCAAUAGUUGUCACAACUUCUUUAUACACGCCAAUUGUGCCCUCCUUCCAAACAGGGUCGUCCACAAAUUCGACCGCCACCCACUAAAGCUAGUCGCUACCACCAAGAAAGACGGUCAUGAAACAGGUGAAAAUGAGCAACAAAUGUUGUUAUGUGAGAUCUGUGAAAUGGACAUAGAUAAGAGUUGCUGGUACUACAGCUGCACCUAUUGUGACCACUCUUUCCACAUUCGUUGCAUUCCUUAUUUUGAUCAUCUUUCCAAGAUCAAGCUCGGUUACACUGUUCGUGUGGGCUGCCACGACUGUCCGGUCGCCUCAGUUCGAGCACUUUCAGUCGAUGGUUAUCGUUGUGGCGACUGUGGGGAACACAUCAGGGAGUCCGACAAGAUCGCCUUCGAAUGCUCUAAAUGCUAUUUUAGGAUCCACAAAAAGUGUGUUGAGAAAUAUGUGUCAAAAUAA